This is a messenger RNA of Leptopilina heterotoma, 1365 nucleotides long. Its product is annotated as putative ankyrin repeat protein RF_0381. Gene Ontology annotation, cellular component: ciliary inversin compartment. The transcript is spliced from 2 exons. Gene Ontology annotation, molecular function: protein binding. Gene Ontology annotation, biological process: protein localization to ciliary inversin compartment. Bases 198 to 1049 code for a protein of 283 amino acids. NCBI's taxonomy places the organism in Eukaryota, Metazoa, Arthropoda, Insecta, Hymenoptera, Figitidae. The record is from RefSeq and is a predicted model, not a curated record.
UUGCGCGCGCAUUAUUUUUGGGCCCAGAUGCCCGCUGUUAAUUUACAUGAAAAUUUUGCUCACAAUUUGCCACGGGACUCUGUGAACGGUGUUUAUACUUUAACUGAUUUAACCUUCUUUUUUAAAAGUUGAAUUACAUUUUUAUUAUUUACAUUCUACGAGUAUUUGUGUCCAAGAAAAAGUAAUAUUUUUCCAAAAUGUCUGCCAACACUUCUCGUAAUUCGGAACUGUUAGGAAGUCCAGUGCAGAAAUACCAGAAGGAGCUGGAGGAUUCCUUGCUCUCUGGAUUAUUGAACGCAGUGGAAAUAUUCAUGGAAGAAGAGGAAAGAAUUCCAAAAGACGACGAAGAAGACGAAAAAGAAGAUUUCAUGAACAGCACAAAAUUCAAGGACCUAAUAAAUUUUUUCUUAAGCGUGAAAAAGGAUUUCGACAUUCUCAGUCCAGAAUACUCGACUCUUCUUCAUUUUGUCGUGAAGCACGGCGACAACGAAAGUUUCGUGUCGCUACUGAAGGAGAACUUGGAUGUAAAUUCCUUCAAUUCGAAAGGAACGACUUUGAUGCAUAUCGUCGCGAUGAAUGGCACUUGUGAAAUGAUGCAAGCACUUCUCGAUCGCGGUGCAAAUAUUAACACUCGCACUGUCUCGCUGCACGAGGAGAGUUUCGAGGAGAACAAUAAUUUAAGCAAUAGCGAAGGUUACACGCCAAUUCAUUGCGCUGCUCUCGCUGGGAAUGUGAAGAUGUUGGAGUUGCUGCUGAAGAAGGGCGCCAAUGUGAAUGUUAUGUCUUAUUAUGGAACGCCUCUUCAUUUUGCUUGCGGUGAAAUUAAUGGUAAUAUGGAGAACGAUUAUUUACUGAAGAAAAAGUCAUUCUCGUUGAAUGAGAAAAUUAUCCUGGGCGAGGAGCGGACGAAAACUGUCGAAUUUCUCCUGAAGCAUGGCGCUGAUAGUGAAUUGAUAGAUUCGAAUAAAAAAACUGCUUUGCAACGAGCUUGUUUUAAUGGUAAAUUGAGAAUCAUUAGUGUUCUUCUCAAUCACAUUGCACCGGUUUAAAAACAUGUGCUUUCUUCACUGUGGGUGAAGAAAACAUUCACGUUCGUCUCUUUGUUUGGCAAAUUAACAUUUUAAAAACGUUUAAUGUUCUAAAAAUGUUUCUUGAACAUUAAACGUUUCUAAAAUGUUAAUUUAACAGACAUGAGAAUUUUUAGAAACUUAUUUUGCCCACUGGGUUCUCCUUUAAAAUGUAAUAUUCGAAUAUUCAAAAAUAUUCUAAUAUAUUAUUAGAAACGUAUUAUUUUUGCUUCCUCUUGAAAGCGCGUCACAUUAAUUUAUUAAUAUAUUUUAAAGAAUAUAACCUUGUACUUACUUU